UAUUUUGUUUUAUCCUGCAUAAAUCUUUUUAUUGAUGUACUUCUCUAAACAAAAUAAAAGUACUUUGGAACGAAUAACAUUAUAAAAGGUACUUCAGAAACAUGUGUAAAACAAUCAAGAUACACGGCUUUAACAACUCAAAUAAUGCUAAAUCACAUUCAUACAACGCGACUGGGAGAGAAGGAAAGUAUUAGUUCAAUGUGUGAUUUAUUUGCAAUAAUCUUACUAGGAUUACAGUAAUCUUUGUAGUCUUCUUGAGAUUAUAGAAACGCUCAUAAAGCAAACGUUGCUGUCGUCUGCCAUGAACGCCCGUGUCAUCAUGCCUGGGAGACCCGCAACGAUAAUCUACUGGUCUUAUCAUCGGCAUGAACGCCGCAUCAAACGCUAUUGUAGACUCUAAUGUUAUGAAAGUAAUAAAUCAUAUCUGAUUAAAUAUAUAGUCUUAUACUUAGUUAUUAUGAAAGGUCAUGAAAAAACAGUGUUCUAAAAGUGUUUGUGGUGGUAUUAAUUGUUGCCGUAUCUGCUAUAUCAUAUAUACAUGACGAAUCUGGCUUUAUAAUGACAAUGCACAGAUUGACACCGGUGAUGAAAUUUAUAAAGUUUUUACCUUUGGAAAAAUUAACAAAUUCACGGAACAUAGGAUUCAACGGAUAACUCAUCGAGAAAAAUACAUUUUUAUGACAAUGUUUAGCCGACGACAGUUUCUCAGUGAAUCCGACUUGCCGUUAGAGAACAAUAAAAUGUACCGACGAGAAUCAAUCACAGAUUAUAUAACAAGUCGACGAGGGUCACUAUCUGAUCUGGUAUUUAGUAACAGCAGAUAUCUUGCACGAGAUUCUCUUGGUGCUCAACUUUCACGGAGAUCACGUCAUCUCAGUUUGUCCAGCCAGACGUCGGUUAUAGCACAAAAACAAAGGUCUUCAAGUUUAGUACCUCUACAGAAAUCUCAAAUUUUACCACGUGACAUUCGCUCAGAAUAUAACACUAACACUCUGUCAAACUUUGAGAAACGUUUUAUGAAAACGAAAUCAUUGAAUAGUUUCAACGGGUCAUCUACAAGGGUCGAUGACCAGAAGAGAAAUUCGAAAGGUCAGAUUAACCUAAAUAAAAGACGGAAAUUAUUAAAAAAGAUUAAAUCCCUACAGACGUUUGACAGCGUUUUAAAAGCCAGACAGAGCAGACGGCGUUUUGACCCAUUGGCGAAGUUUCGAAGGGCCGCGAGAAUCGUUCUGCUUCUUCUGAAAGCAACAGCAAGCAGCAGACAUGCAAGUCAAGGUCAUCAAGAUCACAAAUCCUGGUCACAACUUGCGGAAGAACAGAGCACAGCAAAACGAACGUACGACCUGUUUGGGAUAUCAUUCGAUCCAUCCAUGUUCAAGGCAAAACGUGAGAAGUAUUUAAGUAACGAGGCUAAGGUGAUAAUGUCAAUGUAUCCAGGCGACAGGUCGGACGAGCAGGUGAAGCUAGCGUUACUUGCCCUCAAUCAAACUGUAGAAGCUUUCGGAGAAUUCCCAAUCAAAUUACAAAAGUCACUAGCUAGUGUGGGCUGGUAUGAAAAUUUCGAGGCAAAGAGGGUGAUCAUUCGUCAGGGACAUAUGGCUGAUAAUUUUUACUUUAUUCUCUCAGGGACAGCCGUUGUCACAUUGCUAGAAACAAACAGGGAUACUGGUGAAGAGGGAGUCAGAACAGUAGCGUUCCUACGGAAAGGUAACAGUUUUGGGGAACUCGCUUUAAUGCACGGAGCGAAACGGAGCGCUACAGUCACGUGCCAGACGAAUGUUGAACUUCUAGCGGUCAGUAGAGAAGACUUCAUUGAUAUAUUCAUGCAUAUAGAGAAAGACAAAGAACCAGAUCACAUCAGUUUUCUACGUAACAUCGACGUAUUCCGCGGCUGGCCCGUGGAAAAAUUACCUCAUAAUAAUCCUAGAAUAUGUCUCUUCACUUUUUUCAGGCGUGGUGUUUUACUUUGUAAGGACAGUAAUGCUACCGACUGGAUUUACGUCAUUAAGACGGGCACCUGUCGAGUCCUGAAGGAUCUCUUUGAUACCAGACCUAAUAUACCUGGUCUAGAAUAUGUGCCAUAUUCUCUCAAACAAUCUUAU
Ruditapes philippinarum (Manila clam) is the source of this 2102-nucleotide messenger RNA. RefSeq lists its product as uncharacterized. NCBI's taxonomy places the organism in Eukaryota, Metazoa, Mollusca, Bivalvia, Venerida, Veneridae. The record is from RefSeq and is a predicted model, not a curated record.